GAUCGGUUGUUCCCUCCCACCUGGAAGCCCGGCUCGCACUGACAGGAGAAGGAUCCGGGGACGUUGACGCAGCGAUGCUGGCAGUACCUGAACCUGCACUCGUCUAUGUCUGGAGGAUCUGAGCCAAGAAGUAAACUACACAGCCACGUUAUCUUGGCUCCAGCGAGAAGCCAAGUGCAGCAGGGGGAGCGGAGCAGACAGCAGGCCAGUCGGGAAGCUGUGACGUUUUAUGGCCUGUACCAGACAGCUGGGAUAGAGCCAGAUAUAAAAACUGUUAGACGUACAGUAGCGUACGUCUAACACCGUGGAUCCGACGUCGGGGGCGGCAGAGAUCAGUGUGCGUCCUGUGAUUGGUGGCUUCCUGUCCAGCAGGAAGUUGUGAACGGAGUUUUAAAGCUGCUGCUGCUGCAGGUCUGCAGACAUUCACAUUAAGGCUGGACCAGAUAUGGCUCUGCUGAAGGUUCGGCUGCUGCUGCUGCUGCUGGGGUUGGGUGAGCAGGACAGGCUUCCCCUGGCUCUGAAUGCUGAGUUUUGCAGUGAGCUCAGCGUCUCUGCAGAAGAGAAUCAUUGGAGGUCAGAACUGUAGAGACGAUGAGCGACUCUAUCAUGUGACGAUCUAUAGAUAUACUCAAACAAACGAAAAGUUCUGUGGAGGAUCUCUGAUCAGUGAUCAGUGGGUUCUGACUGCAGCUCACUGCUGGGACUCAGAUCCAGGAUGGGUUAAUGAGGUCCUUGUAGGAGUUCAUCCUAGAAGUGCUCCAAAGCGGCUGUAUGGAAUCACUCAGCGUGAGGUUUACAGAGACAGCAACGGUCGUCAGCAUGACAUCAUGCUCCUGAAGCUGUCAGAAAAAACAACAAUCCGACCAAUCAAACUGCCCGACUGUCCAGAUACUCUCCUAUUAGGCACCAGGGUUCAGUUUGCAGGUCACGGACCAACAGAAGUUGGCUUUUUUAACAAAAGAAUCUCACAAAGUCCAGGUGAUCUUCAGUGUGCAGAGUUAAAGAUUGCUAAACAUGAGAAGUUGGAAAAGGCACUGGCAAAAGUCAGGAACUUUAUGUUCAGUUACCAGAAGUGGUACAGCGUGGAAAGCUCUAAGAAGGACUCAUCUCACGGCGACUCUGGUGGAGGACUUGUGUUCAAGAACAGGCUGUAUGGCAUUGGUGUCUUCGUUGGAGAUUCACUGUAUGCACUCACGAAACCAACUGGCUUCCUGGAUGUCUGUGCCUACAAGCAGUGGAUAGAUGACACAAUUAACUAACCAAAAACCUCUGGUUGCUAAGUGUGUCUAUUGUGGCUAAAUGUUCCCAGCAUCAUAAAAUGACAAAGUUUAAUCUUUAAAUUUAAAUUUUCAAUUGAUUCACUUUCUGAUUUACAGCUGAAUCAUUAAGUUAAGUUAAUCUGUGAUAAUAUCUUAUUUCUCAAUAAGUAAAGCUGCUGUUUGUAAUAAUCAGUAAUAAUAUCCACUGUCACAUGACUAGGAAAUAAAUGGCUGUCCUCUGA
This is a messenger RNA of Xiphophorus couchianus (Monterrey platyfish), 1501 nucleotides long. RefSeq names its product kallikrein-2-like. Gene Ontology annotation, biological process: proteolysis. The record is from RefSeq and is a predicted model, not a curated record. Gene Ontology annotation, molecular function: serine-type endopeptidase activity. Gene Ontology annotation, cellular component: secretory granule. Bases 522 to 1259 code for a protein of 245 amino acids. Lineage: Eukaryota; Metazoa; Chordata; Actinopteri; Cyprinodontiformes; Poeciliidae. The transcript has 8 exons.